This is a messenger RNA of Tachysurus fulvidraco (yellow catfish), 1598 nucleotides long. It is a transcript of the gene alyref, whose product is annotated as Aly/REF export factor. The transcript is spliced from 6 exons. Gene Ontology annotation, cellular component: nucleus. Gene Ontology annotation, molecular function: mRNA binding. Lineage: Eukaryota; Metazoa; Chordata; Actinopteri; Siluriformes; Bagridae. The coding region runs from base 118 to 984 and encodes 288 amino acids. The record is from RefSeq and is a predicted model, not a curated record. Gene Ontology annotation, biological process: mRNA export from nucleus.
CUGUGCAUUAUAAGAAUCCGUAAAGGCGCCUUUUCCUGUUCUAAAAACAUUCGGUCUAGGGGCAGAGUAGCGUUUUAUUUUAGUGAGCAGCCGCGUUAGUGUUAAACAGGUUAAACAAUGGUAGACAAGAUGGAUAUGUCGUUGGACGACAUCAUUAAGCAGAAUAAGCAGCAGAGAGGAGGAGGAAGCGCGGGCGGCCGCGGUGGAAGAGGAGGCCGAGGCCGUGGCGGCGGUGGCCGAGGGCUUGGAGGCACCGGGCGGCUGGGCGCUAACGCGGGCGGAAGCUUUGGAGGCCGCGGCGGAGGCUCAGGUCCCAUGAGGAAUCGUCAGAACCUGAACCGUGGCAGAAGCAGACCCACGCCGUACAGCAGGCCCAAGCAGCUCCCUGACAAGUGGCAGCAUGACCUGUUUGACAAUGGCUACAGCACCAAUUCUGGAGGUGGUGGCGGCGGCGGCGGUGGAGGAGCAGGCGUGGAAACCGGAGGAAAGCUGCUAGUAUCCAAUCUUGACUUUGGUGUCUCUGAUGCAGACAUUCAGGAACUUUUCGCGGAAUUUGGAACCUUGAAGAAGGCUGCAGUCCAUUAUGACCGGUCAGGGCGCAGUCUUGGCACAGCAGAUGUCCAUUUUGAGAGAAAAGCAGAUGCUUUAAAAGCCAUGAAACAAUACAACGGCGUUCCUCUUGAUGAUUCAGCCUUUGUUGAUUUUGUUUCAGGUCGUCCAAUGAAUAUUCAGCUAGUCACGUCACAGAUUGAUGCACAGAGACGAGCUCCGAUGCAGGGUCUGAAUCGUGGUGGAGGAGGAGGAGGCAUAAACAGGAACAAGAUGGGAGGCUUUGGGGGCAUGCAGAGAGGACGGGGAGGUCGGGGAGGCGGAGGCCUCAGAGGCCGUGGCAGAGGGGGAAGAGGCAAUAACAAACAGCAGCUCUCAGCAGAAGAAUUAGAUGCCCAGCUAGAUGCCUACAAUGCCAGGAUGGACACCAGCUAAACUGACCAGUCUGUUCGGGCUGCAGCUUUCUCUCUUGGCAUCGCUCUGGGGUGGUGGUUGUUACUGCUUUGAAAUGCCAGCUAUUUUACAUUUACAUGUCUUCACAAGUGAUUUAAAUUUGUGUACCAGUUUUCUCCUUUUUAAAUGCUCCUUUUUUUUCUUUUUUUUUUACCUACCAUUUGGUUUUUAUUUCUCUUUUUGAAAACCUAGUCUUGACUGACUGUAGGAUUCAAGUGUGGAGGUGCUUGUCUUUACCUUCCCUUUAUAGAUCAUUGUAAUAAAACCUGCAGUACAUAGUAUCAAAUGACUCUGCUUCCUUUUGUAUACAAGCAAUUAGCGUAAAAUUUCAGUGUACAGAUAUUAGCUGGUUUGUAAAGCCAAUGGCAACUACUUAAUUCUGUUUCAGUGCUGUUAAUACUGCUUAUUUCUGUUUAACAUUUUGGGUGAACUCUCAAGACGGAUUAUUUUGCACUUCAAUUGGUGUGCCCCAGUAUCUAUUUUAUUUUUUUCUUUAGCCCUCCAUACUGUAUGUUCAUCACAUUAAAUAUUUGUACAUAACGACCGUGUUCUGAAUGAAGUGUCAUGAUUUGAUUAAAACACCUUUCAGAGUCUCA